AUGGACAUUUAUCAGCUAGAAAAAGAUAGGAAGGAACGGAGUUCCAGGACUCUGGUAGGACAGAGACUGUUCAGAAGCUUGACAGUUUUGAGACAAACGCUACUUGGAAAGUGGAGAUUGGGAAGACUGUGGUUUGAGACCAACGCAGCACCUCCUGCUUCUUCCCAUACAUGGUGUAAAACAGUCUUGGCUCUGAUUCUCCUGUGCCUUCUGCUGUUCAUUGGACUGGGAGUCUUGGGAAGCAUGUAUUAUAAACUGCAAAAUACCAAAGAAGAGCUUCAGAGAAAUGUUUCCCUACAACUGAUGGAUAACAUAAAUAGCUCUGAAAAGAUCAGAAGCCUCUCUAUCACAUUGCAAAAAUUAGCCACCAAAUUGUGUCAUAAACUCUAUAAUGAAGAACCAGAGCACCAAUGUAAACCUUGUCCAAAGAGCUGGACGUGGCACAAGGAUAGCUGCUAUUACAAGCAUGAUAGGUAUGCAACGUGGAUAGAUGGCAACACGUUAUGUUCUGCUGAGAAUGGCAGCCUGUUGAAGAUUAAGAACAACAAUAUAUUGGAAUUUGUAAAAUCAAAAGAGUUAUACAACUAUUGGCUGGGAUUAUCUCCCAGAAAAAAGGCCAUAGACACUAAGAGAGUAGAUGAGAACAUUAUCUCCUCUGAUUGGUUUGAAGGAAACACAAAUGUCUUAAAUAUGACGUAUUGUGGAUAUAUACAUAAACUGUAUGUAUAUUAUGACGACUGCACUCUAAAGAAAAACAUCUUAUGUGAGAAGAAAGCCAAUUCAGUGAAGGCUGAAAGUAUGCUAAUGAGUGAAGUUCAAGAUGAAAGAGUGUAGUUAGUGCAAUUGUUUUGCUCCAGAUAAUAUCCCACAAUUGGAAUGAACUUCAGAAAGCAUACAUUUCAUGUAUCACAAAAUAAUAUGACUAAAUUUCUGCCUCUUCUAACAUUUACGUCUCUCUCUCCUCAUUUGCAGAAUGUAAAGAAGCUAAGUCACACCUUAUCAUCUACAUACAAUCCAGAUACAUGUUCAGCAUAAAAACAUAAGUUCUGGGGGUACAAGAAUUUGAAGAUAACUUUUCCUGCUUUUCAAAAGAUAAAUCAGGCCAAUAACGACCUUGUAGAGAAACCAGAGAAAAUUAAAUCUGGGAAUAUAUAAAAAGAAAAAUACAAUAUGACCAACAUGGAUUUAUUUUAGUAAAACAGUUUCAUUAAAAUCUUAAAAAAUUAGAGAGAAAAAUAUAUCAUUUCAAUAGAUGUAGAAAAAAUUUGAUGCUAUUUAAUACCCAAACAUAACAAAAACUUCUAAUAAAACUAGAAAUUUCCCUAAUAUAUGAAGAAUUUUGACAUAAAGCAACAAAUAAAAAAACCUUAAGGUUAUAGUUAACAGUUAACAUCAUACUACUAGCAAAAGAAUGAAUGUUUUUCCUUUCAGCUCUAGAACAAGGUGAUGGUGAUCCUUAUUGAUCACUCUAUUUAACAACUAUUAUUGUCUAUUAGAGUUCCUAGCAGUGAAACAAGGCAAGAAAAAUGGAUAAAGAAGAAACAAAACAUUUUUAUUUGUAUAUAAUAUAAUUAUGUAU
Messenger RNA from Castor canadensis (American beaver), 1579 nucleotides. The record is from RefSeq and is a predicted model, not a curated record. Lineage: Eukaryota; Metazoa; Chordata; Mammalia; Rodentia; Castoridae.